AUGGCGGAUGAAUUUUUUUCUAGAUCUGCCAAUUUUUGUUUGCAUGAUCAUCUUCCCAAGCAGUGCAGACCCAAAUUUAGUCAGGUGUUGACCAAGGUUUUGAAAGAAAUUAUCGAAAAACAUCUUUCGCCUCCAACCGGCAGAUGUUUGGCGUGGGAUGUUACGGUCCCUGGCACCCUUGCCGAACGAUAUGUAAACUUGACAAGUAAAGAAUGCGGUUUGGCCGCGGCCAGGGCAGCGGAUGAGAAAAUGAAAAAAUAUGGGAACGCCCACCCCUCGAUGGAAUUCUUGCCAAUAUGUAUCGAGGUUCUUAAAUUUCUUAAAGCAAUAUGUAAAAUGAUCAGCGUCAGAUCAGGCGACAGCAGGGAACUGUUUUUCGCAACUAAACACAUUUCGUACUUGUUGCAGCGGUUCCUGCGUGUCUGUGUGCUUGAAAAUAUCCAACUGAAUGCCGACAUGUGCAAUUAA
Molecule: messenger RNA, 468 nt
Organism: Helobdella robusta
Lineage: Eukaryota; Metazoa; Annelida; Clitellata; Rhynchobdellida; Glossiphoniidae
Exons: 2
Coding region: 1-468 (155 amino acids)
Source: RefSeq, a predicted model, not a curated record